GACCGCGGCACCGGGACGGGUCUCUGCGUUUCACCGACAGAACCACGUUCGAUCCCCGCAGAAUGAAGUUCCGCUCCUCACAGAUUCAAGAGGACAUGGUGGUGAGAGGGUGUCCCAUGCUGCAGUAGUGGAACAGUGACAUGCUGGCCUGUCUGCCGGCAUCAGGUGACCCCACCGCCAGACUUCUCUCCCGCACGCAGAUGAACACUGGACUUCAGAAAUGGGAAACUACACAGAAGAUGAGAUCUGCCAGCUAUCCAACCCCAGCAGAGUUGGAUGCCUUUGCUAAGAAGAUCGCCAACAACCCUCUGACCAUCCAGAUCUUCCCCAACAGUGUGAAAGUGCCUCAGAGGAAACACAUCCGACGCACAGUCAACGGGCUGGACACGUCCUCGUCCAGCCAGCGCCACAGUCCCUACCCGUCUCAGGUCAGCGCCAGCAGGGGCCUGCUCGCCGUCCUCCGAGCGCCGGCCAAAGGCGUCAUCAAAGAGUCUGACGGGAGCCGCGCCCGGCAGCUUGGUAAGAGCAACAUGAACCCUCACAGCGGGCCGUACGCCACUCAAAGCACUUUAAACCAUCAUCCCCAGCCUGCGCCGCAUCCACAGGGCCAGGCCGCCCACAAGCAGGGGAUGGUUCACCCACAGGUGCUGCAGCAGCAGCAGCAACAACAACAACAACAACAACAGCGGCAGCAGCCGCCGCAACAACAACAACAACAACAACAGCAGCAAAGUAUGACUCACCCAAUGACUCUCCAGCAGCCUCACCCGGGGGCUCUGCAGCAGAGGAGCAUGGCUCACGCUCAGGCUCUGCAGCGGCAGCAGAGUUUGUCCCAGGUUCAGACUUCACAGCAGCAGAGACUGACACACCCACACACCCAGGCUCCUCCUCCUCCUCCUCAGCAGCAGCAGCAGCAGCAGGGUCAGGGUCAGGGUCCGGGUCCGUCCGGCCCGGCAGUCGGACCACAGCAGCAUCUUUCUCACCUGCAGACACUAAAGCACCAGGCUCCUCCUCCACAAGCUUUACUGACACAACAAGGAGGGACUCAGGAUCUGCGCCACACAUCUGAUGGAGCUCAGCUCCCGAGUCUGCAGCACAGCCAGGGGCUGGCAGGCCCACAGCCUCCUCCCCAGCCGGGGGGUGCAGGCCCCCCAACCCUGCCUAAUAGCCUCCAGCAGCCCCCCCCAGGGGCGUACGGGCCCCGGAAGCUCCCUGAUGCAGACGCUCCACCAAAUGUUACUGUAUCUACCUCCACCAUCCCACUGUCCAUGGUGUCCGGCCUGCAUCAGAACCGGCCCAGUGACAUCAGCAGCAUCGUUCACCAAAUCAACCAGCUGUGCCAGGCCCGGGCCGGCAUGGGCACCACCUCCGUCUGUGAGGGCCAGAUAGCAAACCCCGGCACCAUCAGCCGCAACCUGCUGAUCAACGCCAGCUCCAGGGUGUCCUCUCACCACCCGGGCCUGGGCUCCGGGCCCAGCUGCCUCCUGGUGGGACCCCCAGACAAGGGGGCGGCUAUGACCCCCAGUGCUGGGCUGCAUUCACAGCCAAACAUAGCUGCUACUAACAGUUUACCUGCCUUGCACAACGACCCGGAGAAGCUACAACUGCAGCAGCAGUAUCAGCUUCAGCACCAUUUACAUCAGCAGAAACAACAACAACAACAACAGCAGCAGCAGCAACAACAACAACAACAGCAACAGCAACAACAACAACAACAGCAACAACAGCAGUUGCAGCAGCAGCAUCUCCAGCAGAUGCAGCAGCUGCAGCAGCAGCGCUCCUGGGCCCAGCACCAGCUGGCCCACAUGCAGCAGCCUCCUGAGGGGGCCCAUCCCUGUAAGACCCCAAGGAUGGAGGGUCCAGCCGAGUGUUCUUUCCCCUCUCGGAACCUAAGCUAUCCUCACAAGCUACCAAACACUACACAAUCCUUUCCUCUGAAACACCCUGCUGAAAAACCACGGUCUUCAUCCCCUGUGAACUGUGCAGUAGGUUCUAUGCCUUACAUUAAUAGCCACUACAUGCAGCCCCUGUGGGGGGGGCUUCCAGCCACAGCAGGGAACAAUGGCUCUGGCCCUCAGGACCUCCCUGGGACCUACCAGGGGGGGCCGGCCGCUGCCUCCACAGAACGAAUCCCAGGGGCUAAGUACCGGCCAGGGAAGGAGGGUCCGGGUGGGCCUUCCAAGCUGAUGCAGAAUGUGGAUUACUUGGCAGGGGACUUCCAGAUGCCCGGCUUCCAGGAGCAGAACUUGGAUGUUAUUGAGAAGAUGCACAGGUCAGCAAUGGGCCAUGUUCAGGAGCCCAGCGGAGGAGGAGCUGUCCACACUCACCACCCAGGCUACCGCUAGCACGUGUGCUCCUCCCCUCCUGGUGUCUGGAGUCUCAGCUACUUUCAGCUUCUGUGGUUUAUUCUUUACGAUCUUGCAAGCGAUCGAUUAGUUUAUUGCUCCGGAGCUUGAUUUGCAGAGCCACCAGGUUGUGAUGAAGUUUUCCUCAGGUCUUAAGCCAUGUCGUACCUUUUGUUGCAGAUGAAGGGUUUUUGAGAUUGUUGAAUAGAAAAUCCCUCUUUUUCGUCACUGGCAUGUAUUUGCUGCUCUUUCUUCAUGUGUAUAUAUAACGUGUUCGGACACAUUCGUUUGCAGCUGAGAAUAUUCUCACUAUAUAAUCGUCACAGUGCUUCACCUCGUUUGACCACAUGGAACAACUUUACUUUUUUUCCCCAACAUUUGUGGCCUUACACCUGCCCAAGGCUAGGAUGUCUGCGCGGAACGAUUUUAUUUGCAGUUUUUUUUAUCCCCUCCACAGAUCUGUGAUCCAUUUAAACAAGAAGGUUACAUGUAUAUGCAAUUAACAAGACUGUUGA
Limanda limanda (common dab) is the source of this 2860-nucleotide messenger RNA. RefSeq names its product protein FAM222B-like. The coding region runs from base 141 to 2345 and encodes 734 amino acids. NCBI's taxonomy places the organism in Eukaryota, Metazoa, Chordata, Actinopteri, Pleuronectiformes, Pleuronectidae. The transcript has 3 exons. The record is from RefSeq and is a predicted model, not a curated record.